This is a messenger RNA of Aspergillus melleus, 615 nucleotides long. Its product is annotated as Histone deacetylase complex subunit. Gene Ontology annotation, cellular component: Rpd3L-Expanded complex; Rpd3L complex. Gene Ontology annotation, biological process: negative regulation of rDNA heterochromatin formation; negative regulation of silent mating-type cassette heterochromatin formation. Bases 1 to 615 code for a protein of 204 amino acids. The transcript has a single exon. NCBI's taxonomy places the organism in Eukaryota, Fungi, Ascomycota, Eurotiomycetes, Eurotiales, Aspergillaceae. The record is from RefSeq and is a predicted model, not a curated record.
AUGACUCCCCGUCGCUCUUCUCGUGCUCGCACCUCCCAACCCUCGCCCGCCGUUUUUCAACACACAAAUUCGUCUAGCUCCUCGAACUCCCUCACUCGAGAAAGAAGUACUAGAUCGAAUCACAAAAUUCCUUCUCCCAACCGGUCCCAGUCCAUCGACGACGCGGACGAGGGCUCCAAGAAUGACUUCCCACAAACGCGCCAGCGACAGCGCACCAGGGGCGAGGAGGACAAUGGGAUAAACGGCGAUGGAGAGGAGGAGGAACCGGAAGAAGAUGAUGAGGAAGAGGUGACCCGAUGUCUUUGCGGCCAGCAGGAAUAUCCGGGUCUCCCCCCUUCUCGUCGUGAAGCUCUCGGUCGCAACGGGGUUCAUGGCAAACUCAAGGAGGAGUCUGCUUUAAACUUGUCCGCAGACUCGUCAGAUUUGAUGUCCGAUGAGAUCGGCAGCAUGUUCAUCCAGUGUGAUUCCUGCAAAGUUUGGCAGCAUGGUGGUUGCGUGGGAAUCAUGGAUGAAGCGAUGAGCCCCGACGAAUAUUUCUGUGAAGAGUGUCGGAAAGACCUCCACAGAAUAAAAAACGAAUCCAAUGGGUCAGUGACAACUUUUCCUUUACCCUGA